Messenger RNA from Cooperia oncophora, 336 nucleotides. NCBI's taxonomy places the organism in Eukaryota, Metazoa, Nematoda, Chromadorea, Rhabditida, Trichostrongylidae. The record is from the annotation of a GenBank genome assembly.
AUGAAAUCGUCUUCGUCUCGUCCAACGAACGUGGGUAUGACACCUCGACAGGAUCCUCUAACGUUUGAGGUCCUUCCUCAAGAAGGUUUGAAGAAUGAAAAUAUCGAAUUUAUCCUUGGUAUGCCUUUGAACCAGGCGAGUUUUCGCAUGUGUUUUCCAGUGUUUGAUUCAGCUUCAGUCACCUGUUUUGUGACCAAUUUGUUCCAGGAUCCGCUCGGGCGCGAUAUUUGUGCGUAUUUGGGCAACGAUGGAAUUCGGCUAGUAUUUCACCCCGUCACUCAACUGCUUCGAUUGAUCGAGGUCGACAAUCCUUUCACAAAUCGUGCUCAAGUAUAA